AUGAAGAGGGCUGCCAACGCCCUGUUGAAGAAGGCUAUCACUAGUCAGCCACUGCGUCGAGCAUUUGCACAUGAGGCAGGAGCUCCCGUUGUCAAUGGAAUCGGAUUCAAUCUGACUGAAGAGCAAAAGGAACUGCAAGAUUUAGCGAGAAAGUUUACAGCUCAGGAAAUCAUUCCAAAGGCAAGUAUGAAUGUUGGACAUUUGGAGAUUGCAGCACACCACGAUCGCACCGGUGAAUACCCAACCGAAAUUAUCAAAAAGGGAUUCGAAGUUGGUCUCUUGAAUCUUCACAUUCCAGAGGCAUACGGAGGACCUGGUCUUGGUGUAUUUGAUUGCUCGCUCGUUUCAGAAGAGUUGGCAUAUGGAUGUACUGCUAUACAGACUGCUUUUGAAGCUAAUGGACUUGCUCAAGCACCGGUGAUUCUAGCUGCCAAUGAAUUCCAAAAGAAGAAGUAUCUCGGAAGGAUGACUGACGAGCCGCUUAUGUGUGCUUACUGUGUUACAGAGCCACAGGCUGGGUCUGAUGUUGCUGGUGCACUGACCAAGGCUGUGAAGAAGGGGAACUCGUGGUCCAUUACGGGAAACAAGAUGUGGAUCACCAAUGGUGGAAAAGCCAAUUGGUAUUUCGUCCUAGCCAAAACAGAUAUGAAGGCAUCUGCUGGAAAGGCAUUUACUGGGUUUAUUGUUGAUGCUAAUUCACCUGGUAUAACUGUUGGAAAGAAGGAACUCAAUAUGGGACAACGAGCAUCAGAUACCCGUGGAAUCUCAUUCGAAGAUGUAGAAGUACCGGAUGAAAACAGAUUGGGCGAGGUUGGCCAGGGUUUCAAGAUUGCUAUGGGAGCUUUUGAUACGACCCGUCCGUUGGUCGCUGCAGCAGCGGUGGGCUUGGGUCGUCGAGCCAUGGAUGAGGCCACAAAGUACGCCCUUGAACGCAAAACAAUGGGCAAACCUAUCGCUGAGCACCAAGCUAUCGCAUUCAUGCUAGCAGACAUGGCAAUUGGUAUAGAAUCAGCCCGCAUGAUGGUGUGGAAAUCCGCAUGGCUGCGAGAUGCUGGUCAAAAGAAUACGUAUUAUGCAUCCAUUGCAAAGGCACUCGCAUCCGAAGUCGCCAACAAGAGUGCGGCUGAUGCAGUUCAGAUCUUUGGUGGGAAUGGGUUUAAUUCUGAAUACCCAGUGGAGAAGCUGAUGCGUGAUGCCAAGAUAUUCAUGAUUUAUGAAGGCACCUCGCAAGUGCAGCGACUUAUUAUAAGUCGUGCGAUGUUGGAUGCGGCAAAGUCAUGA
Molecule: messenger RNA, 1281 nt
Organism: Synchytrium microbalum
Lineage: Eukaryota; Fungi; Chytridiomycota; Chytridiomycetes; Synchytriales; Synchytriaceae
Exons: 11
Coding region: 1-1281 (426 amino acids)
Biological process (GO): medium-chain fatty acid catabolic process; fatty acid beta-oxidation
Cellular component (GO): mitochondrion
Molecular function (GO): medium-chain fatty acyl-CoA dehydrogenase activity; flavin adenine dinucleotide binding
Source: RefSeq, a predicted model, not a curated record